Molecule: messenger RNA, 2938 nt
Organism: Melospiza melodia melodia
Lineage: Eukaryota; Metazoa; Chordata; Aves; Passeriformes; Passerellidae
Exons: 4
Coding region: 127-2544 (805 amino acids)
Biological process (GO): cellular response to hormone stimulus; G protein-coupled receptor signaling pathway; positive regulation of vasoconstriction
Cellular component (GO): plasma membrane
Molecular function (GO): vasopressin receptor activity; peptide binding
Source: RefSeq, a predicted model, not a curated record
CCCCCCCACUCCCAGUGCUCCCAGUCCCGCAGGGCCUUUCCCAGUGCCACCAGUGCCCGCUGAACUGGUGCCGAGGUGUGCGGGGAACGCCCCCUCCCCAGAAUUCGGAGGGACCCCACAAUUGGCAUGGAGACGCCCCCCCCGGUCACUCCCGCUCCCCCCCGGGACGCGGCUCUGGCUGUGGCUGAAGUCUCGGUGCUCUCCCUCCUCUUCCUCCUGGCUGUCACCAGCAACCUCCUGGUGCUGUUCGCGCUCCGCCCCGCUCCCCGCGCCCCCCGCGCCCCCGGGCAGCCCCCGGCCCGCCCGGCGCGGCCGCUCCGCCGCUACCUGCGGCACCUGAGUCUGGCGGACCUGGCGGCGGCGGCGGGGCUGGUGCUGCCGCAGCUGCUGUGGGACCUCACGGACCGGUUCCGCGGCCCGGACCCGCUCUGCCGCCUCACCAAGUACCUGCAGGGCGUCGCCAUGUUCGCCUCGGCAUACGUGGCCGUGGCCAUGGCGUGGGACCGGCACCGGGCCAUCUGCCGGCCCUUGGGGACAGCGCGGGGGACAGCGAGGGACAGAGAGGGGAGCGGGUGGAGGGGCACCAGAGAUGGGGACGCACGGGGACAGGAAGGUGGGGACACUGGGGACAGUGGGAGUGGCACAGGGGGACAUUCAGGGUGCUGGGGAUGGGGACACAGGGACACUGGUGACACCAGGGGUGGGACACAGGGAGCCAAGGGGUGCUGGGGGUGGGGACACAGGGACAGCGGCAGGGACACGGGGGCACAGGGACGCAGGGACACCUGGGAUGGCACCUGGGAACCGGCCGGUGGCUGGGGACACGGGGACAGCGCUGGGGACAGCACUGGGGACAGCAGGGACAGUGGGGACAGCAGGGACGGCACCACUGCUAUGUCCCGCCUGUGCCCCCCAGGGCCCUGUGCCACCCCAGUGUCCCCAACCCUCCAUGUCACUCCAAUGUCCCCAACCAUCCACAUCACCCCGGUGCCACCAAGUCCCAAUGGCACUCCAGUGUCCCUCCGUGUGUCCCCAAUGCCACCAAGUCCCAAUGGCAGCCCAAUGUCCUUCCAUGUCACCCCAAUGUCCCACUGUGUCACCCCAGUGUCUCCAAGCCCCAAUGGCACCCCAAUGUCCCACCGUGUGUCCCCAGUGUCCCUCCAUGCCACCCCAAUGUCCCACUGUGUCACCCCAAUGUCCCUAAGCCCCAAAGACACCCCAAAGUUCUUCCAUGUCACCCCAGUGCCACCAAGUCCCAAUGGCAGCCCGAUGUCCCACCAUGUCACCCCAAUGUACCUCUGUGUCACCCCAGUGCCGCCAAGUCCCAAUGACAGUCCAAUGUCCCUCCGUGUGUCCCCAAUGUCCCCAUCACCCCCCUUGUCACCCCAGAUGCCCACCAGGUGCCUGUCACAGGCCACCCUGGGGGGUUCCUGGGCCACCACGGGGAUGUCCGGGGCCACCAUGGGGGGGUCCUGGGCUGCCAUGGGGGUCUCUGGGACCACCAUGAAGAGGAACCAGGCCAGCACGGGGGUCCCUCAACCCACUCCAGAUGGGGACUCUGGGGCCACCACAGCAGAGUCCGGGGCCACCCCAGCUGGAUCUGAGGCCACCACGACAGGGCCUGGGGCCACCAUGCAGGACUACAGGACCACCACAGAGGGGACUGGGACCACCAUGAAGAGGAACCGGGCCAGCACGGGGGUGCCUCAAUCCACCCCUGCUGGGGACUCUGGGGCCACCACGGAGGGGUCCGGGGCCACUACAGCUGGAUCUGGAGCCACCAUAGGGGACUCUGGGACCACCACAGAGGGGACCAAGACCACCAUGAAGAGGAACCGGGCCACUACGGGGGUCCCUCAACCCACUCCAGAUGGGGACUCUGGGGCCACCACGGCUGGAUCCGGUGCCACCAGGCGGUGGUGGCGGGUGGCAGCGGGCCAGGCUCGCUCGGUUCUGUCCCGGUUCCGCUCGGUUCUGUCCCGGUUCCGCCGCCGCUGGGACGCUCUGGCCACGGCCUGGGCCCUAGCUCUGCUCUUCGGGCUGCCCCAGGUCGGCAUCUUCGGGCAGCGCGAGGUGGGCCCGGGCGAGAGCGACUGCUGGGCGGCGUUCGCGCAGCCCUGGGGAGCCCGCGCCUAUGUCACCUGGGUGGCGCUGGCCGUGCUGGUGGCACCGGCCGUGCUGCUCGGGGUCCUGCUGGUGGCCGUGGCUCGGGCGCUCCGAGGAUCCCCCGGCGGUCCUGGCGGGCUCGGCCGGGCCCGCGCCAAGAGCCACCGCAUGGCCGUGGUGGUGCUGGGAGUGUUCGUGCUCUGCUGGACGCCCUUCUUCUGCGCCCAGCUCUGGGCUGUGUGGGACCCCCGGGCACCCACGGAAGGGCCCGCGUUCACCAUCCUGAUGCUCCUGGCCAGCCUGACCAGCUGCACCAACCCCUGGAUCUCGGCCGCCUUCAGCACCAGCCUGGCCCGGGCCAUGGGCAGGCUCCUGUGUCCCUGCCGCCAUCGUGGGGACACCGGGGUGACAUCGGUGACACCGGGUGAUGCAGGGUGACACAGGGCUAUGGCCCGCCUGCUGUGUCCCUGCUGCCACCACGGGGACACCAGGUGACAUCGGUGACACCGAGUGACACUGGGUCACACAGGGCCAUGGCCCGAGUGCUAUGUCCCUGCUGUCACCGCCGCAGUGACACCGGGUGAUGCUGGGUCACAUGGGGUGACACGAGGUGACACAGGGUGACACAGGGUAACAGGGCCCUGGCUCAUCGCCUGUGUCCCUGCUGCUGCUGCUGCUCAGGUCACAUGGGGUAACAGGAGUGACACAGUGUGACAUGAGGUGACACAAAGGCCUGAACGAGGAUGGGGCUCACACUGGUGACUUGUGUGACACGAGGACACGCAAGGGACACACAGGGGGACAUGGGGACACACGGGGGGGUCUUGUGUCA